Aspergillus niger is the source of this 603-nucleotide messenger RNA. RefSeq lists its product as uncharacterized. The transcript has 4 exons. Bases 1 to 603 code for a protein of 200 amino acids. The record is from RefSeq and is a predicted model, not a curated record. NCBI's taxonomy places the organism in Eukaryota, Fungi, Ascomycota, Eurotiomycetes, Eurotiales, Aspergillaceae.
AUGCCCCAGACGGAUAAGACAUCCAUCACGGACGAUUGGGUCCGGUAUCUCCCAUUACUUGCGGAGCCUGCGUCAAGAACGGCUAGGCAGAAAAAGUCAAGUAUUACAGCACACGGGCCCCUUGGCUAUCGUCUCGCGAUUUUGACCAGCCUGGCAAGCCACGGUGGACCGAUGAUCCACAGAAUGUUUGCGUGGAACGCUAGAAACCCUGCAUAUGGCGAUGGCUUGCAUACUUCAGCCCGAGUGAACCAUGACUACGGAGUAGAGAGGGCAAGACGAUGGGCAGCGAAGCAGAGCAUGCCUCACGCUAGGAAAAUCCGCCAUGCCCUGCCUGGCGACAACAACUCUUCUUCUGAGUCCGAGCACUUGCAUGAAUCGAUCCAUCAGGCGAGUCCUGGAACUCCGAGGAAGUGGGAUAGCCGCUCGGGGUUGAGAUUUCCUCAUCUGAAAGCGGCAGCUGGGGCUGAUCACCAAGCAGGAGUGAUAAUUCGGCUUCUUUUACCGUAUUGCUUGGAGCAUAGCGAUGAAGCCGCCAAUAUUUUGAAUGGGAACUACUGUGUGCUUCACCAAAUGCCCAAGCUUGAGCUACACAUCCGCAUCUAG